Messenger RNA from Porites evermanni, 235 nucleotides. The record is from the annotation of a GenBank genome assembly. Lineage: Eukaryota; Metazoa; Cnidaria; Anthozoa; Scleractinia; Poritidae.
AUGAACGUCGCCGAAGACCAAGCCCUUUUACUUCCAGGACGUGUUCCUGGCUUCAAAAGGAAUUGACAUGAAACUGCUGCCAAGCUCCAUGACAAAAUCUCGUCUUUGGAAAAGCUACCAAGGUGCGUGCGCUGCUGUGGGACACGAAUCUGUUGGCUAUUCAAAGUUCUGUGAUUUGUGGACCCAACUUUGCCCUUUCAUUGUUAUAAUGAGACCAGCGUCUGAUCUCUGCUGA